UGAUUUGAAUUGCUAAUUGUAAAUUAAGGUUGAACUUUGUAUGAUAGAUGAAUAGAUUUAAGGUUUUCCCUAAAUUCAUGGUUAAAGUUUCGAACUUUAUCAAAAAAAUCCUCUUUUUAUCGAUUAUUGUGAUUGUGAUUGUCAAAAGUUGAAUCCUUUAAAGGUUUGUGUCACUGUUCUUGCCUGUAUGAGAAUUUCAAUAGUUAGUGGAUAGUUUAUGUGUAAGACCCUUGUAUGUUGGUGUGUGUAUUUUGUUUGGCAUCUUAAAGAUGUCAUGAAACUUGUGGUGAAGGUUAUAUAUUGCUGUUCGUCUGGCAUGUUAACUCAAAGUUGGAGUGUUAGGUAUGAGAACUUGGUUUGCAAAGUAAUAGUAUUAGGUUUUUAGUUGGACGCAGAUAACGGCUUGAAUUAGUUCUCGAUAAGUGGUAGCAAUUAUGGAUGACUGGGAGGACGAGCAAAUUGCACCACUUCCAGCAAAAGUUGAACUGAAAAGUAACUGGGAUGAUGAAGAUGUGGAUGAAAAUGAAAUUAAGGAUUCAUGGGAGGAUGAUGAUGAACCUGAUCUGCCGCCUGUUGUAAAGCCUGCUCCAGAGAAGGCUCCUAAGAAAACUGUUGAAAAGAAGGGUAAAGCAGUUGAAGUUUCAAAAGAAACACCAAAGGACGAGUCUCUAGAUCCUAUAGCGGAGAAACUUCGCCAGCAGAGGCUUGUUGAAGAAUCUGACUAUCGAUCAACUGCUGAACUCUUCCGAGUGAAGGAUGAAGGAAAAAACCUUGAUACAUUUAUCCCGAAGUCUGAAAGUGAUUUUUUGGAAUAUGCUGAAUUGAUUUCUCAUAGGAUUAAACCAUACGAGAAAAGUUAUCACUAUAUUGCUCUACUCAAAACAAUCAUGAGACUUUCACUGACUAACAUGAAAGCAGCAGACGUUAAAGAUGUUGCGUCGUCCAUUACAGCGAUAGCAAAUGAAAAACUAAAGGCAGAGAAAGAAGCUGCUGCAGGCAAAAAGAAGACGGGUGGGAGGAAGAAACAACUGAUUGUAGAUAAGCCCGAUGACGACCUAGUGGCUGGUCCUUAUGAUGCCAUGGACGACUUCGAUUUCAUGUAGAUUAAAAUCUUUUUUUGAGCAAAUGGAUUUUGGAUUGUCCAGCGUCUGUUUCAUCAUUUAUCUCUCAGAAGAGCAAGAAGAAGCAAAGUUUCUUAUUUGUUGUUCGUCAUUUUAUUAUCUAAUAGAGCAAGAAGCAAAACUUUCUUAUUGUGGAAAUAUCUAGUUGGAACAAUUGAAUCUUUUGUUUGGUUUUGGUCUGGAAGAUAUCUCUGGAGAGUCUAAGUUUUUAGGUUCUUUUUGAUGAUUUGAAAAAGGAUUUGAUAAGUUUCUUUUAAAGAUUUAGUUUCUUAUAUC
This is a messenger RNA of Capsella rubella, 1397 nucleotides long. RefSeq names its product eukaryotic translation initiation factor 3 subunit J. Gene Ontology annotation, molecular function: translation initiation factor activity. The transcript has 7 exons. The record is from RefSeq and is a predicted model, not a curated record. Gene Ontology annotation, cellular component: cytoplasm; eukaryotic translation initiation factor 3 complex. Lineage: Eukaryota; Viridiplantae; Streptophyta; Magnoliopsida; Brassicales; Brassicaceae. The coding region runs from base 435 to 1103 and encodes 222 amino acids.